UAGACGAGUAGACGACGAAUGAAACGAUCGUUCUACGAGUUUUGUUCAAUCGUUCGGUGUCCUUUAACGGAACCCUAAAUCGUCGUUUCCUUUCACUUUAUUCAUCUCGUCGCUGCUUUCUCGGAUUACGGCGUCGUGAUGCAAGACCGGCGAGUUUUCGGAGCUUCUUGUCUACGGAUAAAAGUCGGAACCGAGCGGACGACCGCAAAAAAGAGGAGACAAAGUCCUCGGCGAACAACAACGCCGGCACCAGCAACAGAAGGAGAAAAAGGAAGAGGAAAGGACGAUAUCGGAAGUUGCUGCAGUGGAACAGGGGUAACGUUGCUUCUUUUGUGCGGUGUCUACGGUGCUUUGGCCGGUCGCCGUUACAUCGCCAUUCCAGUGGACGGGUUCGACGUGAUCGAGCUGAGCCCGGUGCCCCCAGCCACAGCCAGGAUCACCAGGCAGACAGAAGCUUACCUUCCAGUAGCAGUUCCUAGUGCCUCUCAGGAAGAGCCGAGGAGUCUACGCUCGGAGAGGUCCAACGCCCGCAUCCUGGAUUACGUGGAUUUCGGUGGACAAACAGGCUCGAACGGAGCCUUCAGCUGGUACGCCGAUUAUCCAGCGCAUCAUUAAUCAUCCAGAGUCUGGACGAUCGAGACGCAUUUCCACGGAUCCUGCCUACGAGCGUUCCAUGGUCGACGAAUCUGUUAUGUUGAAGAGGAAGCAGAAUAUCGGAGAAGCAGGUGACCGGGAGAUGGCAUCGAUUGUUCU
Molecule: messenger RNA, 753 nt
Organism: Bombus pyrosoma
Lineage: Eukaryota; Metazoa; Arthropoda; Insecta; Hymenoptera; Apidae
Exons: 2
Coding region: 139-615 (158 amino acids)
Source: RefSeq, a predicted model, not a curated record